This is a messenger RNA of Acipenser ruthenus (sterlet), 6289 nucleotides long. RefSeq names its product zinc finger protein 23-like. Bases 2845 to 3318 code for a protein of 157 amino acids. Gene Ontology annotation, molecular function: DNA-binding transcription factor activity; RNA polymerase II cis-regulatory region sequence-specific DNA binding. Gene Ontology annotation, biological process: regulation of transcription by RNA polymerase II. Lineage: Eukaryota; Metazoa; Chordata; Actinopteri; Acipenseriformes; Acipenseridae. The transcript is spliced from 9 exons. The record is from RefSeq and is a predicted model, not a curated record.
GAGAGGUUUGUUUUGUUCAUGUGUGGAGAGGUGGUUGCAGUCAGUGAUGAUUUUACAACACGCUGUCUCCUGCUGUUUAAAGGAUUUAGGCUGGGAUGAAAUGUUUUCUAAUAAUUAGUGAUUUUUGUGUUUGUUUAUUACCUGCACGGAGUUCCGUGAAAAGGAAAGCAUCCAUUUUCUGUGUUGAAUUUCACACACAGAGCGGAGCGCGUCAGUCGCAGCUACAGACAAGUCGAGCUUUUCAAUGAGAUGAUUUACUGAGAAACAAACGCGUUGAAGCUCCAGCAGAGCUCUGCGCGAUUCUGAAAGACCAAAGUAAAGUUACUCCUUGCAAAGCAUGUUGUUUGUGUUCUUUCUUUCACACCAGAAGAAGUGAUGAAUAUAUUUGAAUGGGAAGGCUACAGUAAAAAAUAAAUAUUACUAAAUACAAACCGCAGGCGGUGUUUCUGAAUGAAAAGAGGAUUCCGCUAGACCAGUGUGAAACUCAAACCAGUGAAGAUGGACGGCAGUGUCUCCGUGUCGUUGUUUCAAGACGAUCUCGCCUCUACCAUCGAGCACGCAGUGAAAGCGGCUCUACACACCGUCUUGUGUGCGAUUACUAAAGCUGUCGGCAGCAAAUUCACUGAAUUCAGAGUGGAAAUGGAAAAAAAGGAGAAAGAGAAUGAAAGUCUGAAGCUGAGAUUGGAAAUAUCAGAGAGCGAGCUGAAAGCUGUGCGAGGGUGUAUAAACGCUGCAGAUGCAGACAUUAAACAACCUUUAAUAUUUCAAGAUCCCAUAGAGAGCCACACUAUCCCUGAAUCUGAAGCACAGGAGGGGCCAAAGAUAGAAGCAGUUUACACACAAGAGGAGUCCUUUGAGCAGGAGUGGUGUGCAAGUCUAAUGCAGGUUACAGAGCUGGCAUGUGUUAAAGAUGAAGAGGUCCCUCAACAGGAAUGUGUUCCUAUUAAAGAGGAGUUCAUAGAGCAGGAAUGUGUCCCCAUCGCAGAGGAACUUCCCCAUGAAAAUCAUGUCUGUACACUUGAGGAGAACAACAAGCUGGGAUCCAACCUGUGUGAUGACUCUCCAUCUGAAUGUGAACUGGGAUUUAGAGGUAAUCCUACAAAACAAGCAGCAUUGAGCUGCCUAUUCAUCCUGCAGAACCUGGUACUGAACACCAGCAGUGUGCUUGAGAUUCAUAUUUUAACCAAGGGGAGCUGCCCAACCACUAUGUCAACAAGGACAUCACUGUGCUUGCUCCUGAGGCACCUGCUAGAUGUGCAGCCGCUGCCACGCCUCUUUAGAAUGCUGUGAGAUCAGCGGUGUCCAAUCACGCUCCUGGAGGCCAUUCCGCUCCACAUUGAACAGCUUCUAAAGUAGAUGAAGGAGAACACGACUCCACUCUAUCACCUCAGUGCAAAAACUCUCCUAGAGGCAAACCACAGUGCAAGAAACACAGAGAAACAACACCCCAAGAAGAGUAUGUGAAGACAUUGAGAACUCACUCAGUUACAAUCCCUUCUUUACAAGACAGACACCCACUUACUGUGGAGAGUACAGAGACGGCACAUUCUGUAUGUUUUAACAAUUCUGAAACCCAGGGCAACUUGAAGACCUUGCCUCAUUCUAUUAAAGGUGGGAAGAGUUCCUGUCAAUUAGACGCUCCUGAAACUCACAAGGGAAAUCCCACAGGAGGGACUCCGUGUUCCUGGGCUGAUUGUGGGAAGAGUUUCAAUCAUAUAUCACUGCUUAAAAGACACCAGCACGUUCACACAGGAGAGAAACCUUCCCACAUACAGACCAGUGAUAAGAGUUUCACACAGUUAGGAAAUCUUCAUUCACACCAGCACAUUCACAUAAGAGAGAAACCUUAUCACUGUACUGAGUGUGGGAAGAGAUUAAGUAAUUUAGGAAACCUUAAAAUCCACCAGCGCAUUCACACAGGAGAGAAACCUUAUCACUGUUCUAUUUGUGGGAGGAGAUUCAAUGACUUAGGAUCCCUUAAAAGGCAUCAGCGCAUUCACACAGGAGAGAAACCUUAUCACUGUGCUGUUUGUGGGAAGAGAUUCAACCAGUUAGGACACCUUAAAAGACACCAUAACAUUCACAUAGGUGUGUAAUCCUAUCCCUGCACUUAGUGUGAAGAAGCGAAGUCAGUUGCAGACUCUUACAGGACUAGAGAACAUUCUCAGAAAUGCAGACACUUGGGGACAACUAAACAACAGGAGUGCAUUUGACUAAAUACAGAAAUAUUAACUGAAAACAGAAGUCGCUUGAUAAAUCUGGUCACCCCUAAUCACAAUUUGUUCAGAUCAAAAACUCACCAAAAUCUGUGUUCAUCAUGUUGUUGAGCAUUCUGAUUGCUUUACAUCACAUUAGUAAUAUAUUAAAUAGAUUGUUAUUAGGAGUGCAAGUUUCUCUUUUUUCUCCUGCAUUGCUCAGCCUCUUGCAGUGUGUUGUGUGGAAUCUUCCCUGAUACCAUGGUGAAUCUGCGGUACCUCAAGACGCAGCACAGUAUACCACAGUUAUCAUGCGGGCAGCUUGAAGUGGAAAAUCAAUACUGUUUCCAGCAGGGUGCGCCAGAGAGCUGUUAGCACUUUAAUGGGCUGCAUACCAUUGCUUCUUAACAAGGUGAUUUCUGCUCCCGAUGUGCUGAAUACUCCCCUCUCUCUCUAGUCAUGGUCUCUCUGCUGUGCUUGAAAGAGUGACUACAGUUAACUUCAACUUUUUAAAACCUUUAGUCUCCUCUAGUCUUUUUUUUUGUUCCAGACUGAAUAGAUUUAGUUCCCUCAACUGUUCUCUCAGCAUAUUUAGGGUUGGUUGAGUGUACAAGGAAAACAACUGACUCUGGAGAGGAGUUACCAAUCAAUGCCAGCACACUGGAGAUCCAGAAUUCAGAACACAGAACCAGGGAGGACAUUCGGCCCAUCAGUGCAGCAGCUGAUUGAUCUCAAACCUGAUGCAAGGAGCCUCCUUGAGGACUCUGAAGAGCUGGGAGAUAAUGAUUACCAGGCCAGCAAGAGAGAACAGGAUCUCAGCAACACUUUGGAAGACUCAGAGGAGCAGGAAGGAGCACUGGAGAACAAAAGAGCGCUGGAGGCAGUGGAUUCAGGUGACAGUGAUGCUGAGCUGGACAGUGAUGGACUCAAAGGAGAGCGGGAGUUGGGAGACAAUAUGAUGGAGAAAAGAGCUGACAUGGAUUCUGAAGUGGUCCUGACACAGUCCAUGGUAGUGAAGAAGGAUGGCCUGUCCAAAAGAUACUACAGAAGUAAGUGUGUGUCUCUCUGGAGCUGGCUCCUGGUUUGGUUGAACUGCAUGGAUUGUAGACUGCAGGUCAAUUGAUUGAAGACAUUGAGAAACACUUCAGUAUUACAGCAUAUUCUACCGUGGAGUGGUUUCAUAGUUGUGGACAGACUGGUGGAAACACUUUGAAAUGAGCCCCUUGGUAUCUUCAUUAAGCCUGUAACAGCUAUCAGAAUCAACUGAUAUUCUCAGAGGAACAGAAAACAUUCCAGUAAAUGGAACUCAAACAUGAAUAUAAAGUGAACUAUUAAAUCCAAUAACCACUGUUUCUGUUUUUCUUUUUCUUUCGAACAGCUUACUGUUGUAAGUAUUUUAUUUAAUUAUGGAACAUUAAUAUAUAGAAAUGAAUUGUAUAUAUAUUUUUAAAUUGUAUUUAAUGGUGUGUGUUUAUUUCAUUUCCAGAUUAUAGCAUCUGUGCUCGUGGUAAGUGUGAAUCUGAUAUUUUAAUAAAAAUGUGACUGUACACUACAAUACAAUACACAUGUACUGUGCGCUUCACAAGAAAUGAAUACAUGUUAACAAUGGGGCCUCCUGCAGCUGAUGUUGAGAAUAUGGAAUGGGGUAUUAUUGUAUAAUAGUAUGAAUUAGCUGCUCUUAAUAAGAAAUGCCAUCUUCAUUUAAUACAUACUCACAUAGUGAGGUGUUCUGUAUCCUGUGGGAGGGGAUAUAAAGAAGGAGCCCUGGCUUUGGAUUUUGCCAAUAAUAGAAAUGUACAAAUAGAGAGACACUCCUUUGAAAUAUAUAGCUCUCUAAUACACUACUGAGGCCCCAUUCUUGUAUGAAGCAGCCACUGCAGUGACUUCAAAUGGACUGAACUCAAUAUAUCACUUGUAUCUUUCACAGUAAGGUACAGAUGCUACUAUGGUAAGUAAAUGGAUUCUACUUUAUUUGAUGCAGCAAUCAGUGGGAUUUAUUUAUUAUUUUCAAUCAGGGCACGAAUUGUUUAUCAGUGUAGCUUUGCUGAGAGGCUUCAGUGACACAGUGGCUAGAGUGCAGAGGUGCAGUGUGGAAGGUAGUGGGUUUGAGCAGUUCAAUGACUAGAGUGCAGAGCUGCAGUGUGGAAGGUAGUGGGUUUGAGCAGUUCAGUGGUUAGUGCUGGGCUGUAGUAUAGGAGUUAAUGGGUUUGAUAGCUCAGUGGUUUGAGAAAGUGGUGCCCUGCAGAGUGGAAGGCAAUGUGCAUGCUUGUGGAUCUGAGUAUUACUUUUUUAUUCAUUAGUCUUUUAGCAGUCGCUUUUCUCCAAAGUGAUUUCGAGACUAGGGGGUGUGCUAUGCAUCAACAACUGCUGCUGCAGUCACUUGCAAUAGGACCCCAGUUUUACGUUUUGACUUGCUCAGGGUCACACACAGUGAGUGAGUGGCUGAGCCGGGAUGUGAACCUCCUGGUAUCAAGCCCUUUUCUUUAACCACUGGGCCACUGUCCCUGAGUAGCUCAGGGGGUUGAGUUCUGGGCUACAGUGUGGAAGGCAGUGGGUUUAAGCAGCUCUGUGUUAAAAAUAGACUGUUCCUAACUAUCUUUUCUUUUUUUGUGUAGCUCAUCACUAUCACUACUAUUUCUACUACCGUCAUGGGUACCGCUGCACUCGCCACUGGCGUACCUACCGCUGCAGGCGAUGCCAGCACUACUGAGAAGCAGCAGCGCCCAGGGAUCACAGUGCUGGAGUUUACCUGACAGCAGACCUGCAAGCAAAGCUUAAACACACCAGCAACCUUCUUUUGUAGCAUGGCUGUAACCUUUCUGUUGUGGUCCCUCUCCCCACACACAGCUACAGCACCCAUACUUAUUUCUAUCAGGCCAUUCCCAGUUUGUUUAAAACAGCUGCUCCCUGUUGUGCAUUUGGUCAAUCUCUUCAAGGAUAUAUAAUAGAGAAAACAUUGUUUUUCUAUUGGGCGAUUCCCUGCCUCUCAUGAAGCAGGUCUUUACAUUGUAUGGAAAGGUGUCCUUAUUUAACAUGUCGUCUCAGAUUCUCAGUGAGAUCACAUGCUCACACAUGUUUGAAUAGAAACACAGCUGCACAUGGGCACAUAUACAAAGCAUUACUUGGAGAGCGUGCUUGAUUGAUUUGCCCCAGCUCAUAAUCACUGCACCGAGUCAGGUUUGACCAGUAGACUCCUUUCUUCUCCCAGCUCCUCACAGCCACCCUGUGAUGUCACAAGUGUCCCGUGACAGGCCUUGUUCACAGACUGACAAAAACAUUGUGUUUAUAUAGAGAUUUUCUUCAUCUUUCACUUAUUUUAAAAUCUCUUUAUUUGCAUUCAUGACAACAAAUGCUCAAACUGUUGACCAGUAUAAAUGCUGUCCUGCCAAAACAACACAAUCUGCUGUUACAUGAAACUGGGUAAAAGCCUCUCUCUUUCUGUAAAGCUUUUUCAGCAAUAAAACUAUUAGCAUCAAUGUCUCAUUUUGGACUGGUUUAUUUCACAUUAAUAUAGAUUAGGAAUAGCAGAGGACCUAAUACUGAUCCCUGUGGUACACCACUGGUUACCUCGCUCCAUUUUGAGGUUUCUCCUCUAAUAAGUACUUUCUGUUUUCUACAUGUUAACCACUCCCUAAUCCAUGUGCAUGCAUUUCCUUGAAUCCCUACUGUGUUCAGUUUGAGAAUAAAUCAACCAGGUUAGUUAGACACAAUCUCCCUUUCCUAAAACCAUGCUGACUGUCUCCCAGGAUAUUGUUACCAUAUAGGUCAUUUUCCAUUUUGGAUCUUAUUAUAGUUUCCAUAAGUUUACAUAUAAUAGAAGUCAGGCUUAUUGGUCUGUAGUUACCUGGUUCGGUUUUGUCUCCCUUUUUGUGGAUCAGUAUUACAUUUGCAAUUCUCCAGUCUGUCGCUACAACCCCUGUGUCACGAGAUUGUUACAUGAUCUUGGUUAGCGGUUUGUAAAUAACUUGUUUCAUUUCUUUGAGUACUAUUGGGAGGAUCUUAUCUGGCCCAGGGGAUUUGUUUAUUUUAAGAGCUCCUAGUCCCUUUAACACUUCUGCCUCUGUUAUGCUAAAGUUAUUUAAAACUGGAUAGGA